AUGCCGCCAGUGCCUGCUGCUCUUCCGACCCUCCCAGCAAAGGACACUCCUCCUUCUCCUCAGGCUCAACCCUUUCCCUAUGUACCGCCUCUUAGUGCAAGCCUGACUCCACCUCCUGCUGCCGGACCGUCAUCACAACCGCAACCUCCAUUGCCACAAGUUCCCACUCAGGAUAGCUUCGAUAAGUCAAUGCCCGUUACAGUCAUGAUAUGGCUUGAGAACAAUGUUCCCUGCACUGAAGCAAUGUUGUAUCCAUGCAUGGACUCACGGGUUCGGUUCUCUGACUUCAAAGUCUUGCUUGGACAGCUUGGGGUCGAACAGACGCAAGAUAUUGAAGUGUUUCAUGCGGUCCAAGAGCGUUGGCUUCCCACGGCAUGGAAUACUCCCCAUGCGGUCUCGGCCCGUGGUCAUAUCCUCCUAGUUCGCAUUGUCGGUGUUGAAUAUCUUGAUAAAUUUGAGGAUCAUUUACCGUGGGUGAGCAGUAACUUUUUAGUAACUCCUCCCCCUACCGUUGACCGCAAGGGUAAGAAGCGAGCAUUCCCUUAA
Molecule: messenger RNA, 546 nt
Organism: Cyclocybe aegerita
Lineage: Eukaryota; Fungi; Basidiomycota; Agaricomycetes; Agaricales; Hemipholiotaceae
Source: the annotation of a GenBank genome assembly